GAAAGUACCUAGGAGCCCAGGAAUGGAUCUCAUAUUAUUGCGAGAGUAGGACGGAAGGAUAUCCUUUCACUGAACCUGAGUCCAGUCAGCACAAAUCAUUUCGCAGCGGGACUUACAUUUAUGAACAAGAGGGCUUCCUUAUCUGGUAAAGAUGGGGUUGCUUAUUCUAGAGGAUAAGAUGGAACAUGUUCCUGGCACCACUCGGUAUUUUGACGACCCCGAAAGACCCCAAGUCGCAAGUGCUGAAUCUGCCGGCUUGAAGUGUGAUACAUCGGGUCCUGUUCCUAUCAUUCUCGUCCCGCAACCUAGCGAUGACCCCAGGGAUCCUCUGAAUUGGCCACUGUGGAAGCGCGAUGUUAUCCUCCUUGUCCUCUCAAUCGUUUCGAUAUUCGCAACCUGUCUGGGUCCUAUCCUCGCUGCGAAUACUUUAACUCUAUCAUUACAUUUCAAUUUACCAUUUACAGAGAUUGCGAUUCUGACGGGGUACUAUCUGAUGGGCGUAGGAGCUGUUGGGAUCUUCUACAUACCUUCGGCUAGAAUAUGGGGCAAGAGACAUCAGUUUCUUCUUGGGACGGUGAUCUUGAUUUUCUCAAGUGCUUGGGGAGGUGCCUCCAAAUCUUAUGCAAGUCUAGUUUGGGCACGGAUAUUCCAAGGGAUAGGAACAGCUCCCUUUGAAGCCUUGGUCAACGCUACCGUUGGCGACAUAUAUUUCGUCCAUGAACGUGGUAAACGUAUGGCGUUGACUAACCUUGCAGUGUUUGGUGGUUGCUUCUUUACACCAAUUUUGGUUGGUAAAAUCACCCAUACAAUUGGUUGGCCAUGGUCGUUCUACUUUGUCGCUAUUUUCGUUGGAGUUUGUCUGCCACUUGUGGUUUUUUUCGUUCCCGAAACUGCAUAUGUACGGCCUCUUCAUUUGAACACCGAUCUAGCAUCUACCGACGAAAUAGACCAAUUUAUAUUGAAACCAGGCCAUGAAUUAGAACAAAUACUCCGGGGACCUAAUACGACAGAAACCAUCGUCACAGCAAAUAGUAAUGGCAGUUUGUCCCCACAUGAAAAAUCUAGAAGAACGCACACUUCAUAUGGCAGAGGCAAAUCGAAUUACAGAGGCACUCUCAUGCCAUUUAGUGGUCGCUACUCCGAUGAAAGUUUCUGGAAACUUUGCUUGCGGCCAUUUCCUCUGUUUUUUCAACCAGCAAUCUUUUGGGCCUGUCUUAUUCAGGGAGCCCUUAUCGGCUGGACCGUCUUUAUUGGAAUCAUUCUCGCGGCAAUCUUCCUUGGCCCGCCUCUUUUCUGGGAUGAAGUAAAAACUGGCUAUGCCUACACGGGUGCUUUCGUCGGCGCGAUUCUCGGUUUCAUUGUUGCGGGAGUCCUUUCUGAUUGGAGUGCCAAAUACAUGACGAGAAAAAACAACGGCAUAUACGAGCCAGAAUUUAGAAUCUUGUUGGUAAUUCCACAGUUUAUUUUUGGUUGCGCGGGACUUUAUGGAUUUGGGAUUACGGCAAAUAGACCAGUGGAUUUUGGCUGGUUUUGGCCAAUUUUCUUCUUUGGGUUGGAGGUUAUGGGAAUGGUAAUUGGAGCUGUGGCGAGUUCACUUUAUAUUGUUGAUGCACACAGGGACAUCGCUAUCGAAGCAUUUACUUGCCUUUUGAUAUUUAAGAACUUCUUCAGUUUUGGCCUCACAUGGAGUGGAUACGAGUGGCUUGUCAAGAAUGGUGUCUAUGAUACUUUUAUGAUAGUCUCGAGUAUUCAGGUUGGUAUUUGCUUGCUCAGUGUUCCAAUGUAUAUAUUCGGGAAGCGGAAUCGGGCGUUCUUUCACAAGCAUGACAUUCUUGGACUUUUGGGCUUAAGGUGAACAGUACGAAGUUUAAUAUCUGGGUCUGUAAGAACAGGGCAAAUUAAUGUCUUGGGUGUUUAAUCUUAGUUUGAGUUGGCUGACGGAUACUUGGCAAUUUGGUUAAGUGCGGCCUGCCAAUAAAUCCUAACAUGCCAGUCUGCUCUAUGUUUUAGGGAUGCCAUUGAGAAAAACUCAAGCCUCUUACUGAAUCUAUCCAUAUCAAGGAAGGAGUCCUGUUGAAAAGAUUAAACUUAGUAGAAAAAGUAUUCGUGUCACUAGUUUGGAACUACACCUCUGACAAAUUUUACACAUUUAUCUUCCUGCA
Messenger RNA from Botrytis cinerea B05.10, 2162 nucleotides. RefSeq lists its product as hypothetical. The record is from RefSeq and is a predicted model, not a curated record. Bases 152 to 1855 code for a protein of 567 amino acids. Gene Ontology annotation, molecular function: transmembrane transporter activity. Lineage: Eukaryota; Fungi; Ascomycota; Leotiomycetes; Helotiales; Sclerotiniaceae. Gene Ontology annotation, biological process: transmembrane transport. The transcript has 6 exons.